AUGACCGGACAUAUUCCAACAUCUGAGGAAAUCCUUCAGAUGGCAAAGAACGUCGAACCGGGUCGGCUCGAUCUGGAUCGAGCUUGGCCCUUAAACUGCCGCAUUCCCGGCCCCACAUCCCCUUACAAGAGACCCACAACCCAUUACAAGAGACCCACAACCCCUUACAAGAGACCCACAACACCAAAACACUCCACACAGCCAAAACCGGCACAACCGGAUGUGCCGCCUGAAGUAGAACAAGUCAAUGCUCUGCAGAAUAAAUUGCCAGAGACCUUCCAGCAAUUGGUUCCAUACUCGCAGAAGCUGCCGAAAGAGCAGACAAGAGCAGUUGCAGUUGCCUCGGAGGAGGAGGAGCAGGUCUUGAACGUGGAAGAGCAACGGCAGCCUGAAGACAUUGGAGAUGUGCAGCCCAAGCCACAAGAUGAAGCCGAGUGCCAGCAGUGGCUGCAGCAGACUAGCCAAAUCCUGACAUCCCAGUACAAGUCUCUGCUGAGGGAAGACCGUUUCGAGGUUGAAAUUGAAAAGGAAUCGACCUUGCAAGAAAAUGGCUGCCAGCGGAGCCACCCCUCAAUGCUGGACACUUUCGAGGACAUUUGCGAGGAAACCACAAGCGAGCAUCGCGAUCCGCAGGCCAAAACAUUGCGCAGCAAAUGGGUUGAGCGAUUUGGCGAGGGUUCGCGUCGAAACCUGUGCCGCAAGCUGGACACAAAACUUCCGACGGCCCGCUCACAGUUACUGCUCAGGUUUAAUAUAAUGUCGCAACGGAAAAGGAAGACCUUGGAAACCCUGACCUUUCGGAUUGAAUUGAAGUAUUCCAGACAUUUUUGCACGCUGCACUUGAACCAGACAAUCGAUCUCAAGUCGGCGGCCAGCAAACUGCAACGAUUCGGCAGCCUCUACAAGAAUCACAUCGAUGUCCUGCAAAAGUACCAGAAUCAUCACCAGUACUCGGAGCUAUGUCGGAUAUCGUGGCUCUGGCCAAAUGGCACCCUAACUACCAUCAAUGGCUGUCACGAAGACAAAAGAGAUUUGAUCGAUGUGCAGGAGAAACUACUGGCCCCCAUAUUGAAUGUUCCCCACUUUAAAGCUGCUCCCGGGCACAACGUGCAGUACCUGCGCUUGCGGUCCACGGCCAAUUUUGGCUUCAAUAUCGAUCUAAAGAAGUUCGGCGAACGCUAUGUGCUGUCCACCCCGACGUGCCGCGAUUAUGUCUCUUCGCAGUAUGUGUAUUAUGUGACCAGUGAAAUACCAGGCGUGGUGGCGAAGCUGCAUGACCAUGGGCGUGUCUACGUGUAUGCCAUGACCAUCCAGGAGGCGGACAACUUGUUGAUAGGACUAUACCGCCUGAUCUGCAAUCACCGCAUCAUCGAGUGA
Messenger RNA from Drosophila guanche, 1377 nucleotides. RefSeq lists its product as uncharacterized. Bases 1 to 1377 code for a protein of 458 amino acids. Lineage: Eukaryota; Metazoa; Arthropoda; Insecta; Diptera; Drosophilidae. The record is from RefSeq and is a predicted model, not a curated record. The transcript has a single exon.